GAGCAACAGUGAGAGAGCUGAGAGGUUAGGAGUCGGCAAGAUAAUCAGAAACAGGCCACUGACUCAGAGCUUGGUGCACAGCUGGUGUGAUGGGUGAAGUGGCUGCAGGGUAACACUGAGUGGACGGACAGUGACAGUACACAAUGGAUGUACAGUGGAGUGGCUUCUUGCUGGGAUGUAACACACUGGAUCAUUUUAUCAGCUCAACAAGUAUUUAACAGGAGAUUUGUGGGGAAAUAACUUCUACAGAAUAUUUGGACGUAAGCAGUAAGUGAAUGGCUUUGGGAAUCAUCUGUUUUUUUCAAGUGACUGAGGGACUGAUGCUUUUUUGAUGUUCUACAUUUUAUUACAUUUGAUUUUUUAUAAAGUAUAGCAGCAGACAUAAACAGACAUUCUUUUGUGAAGUUUUGCAGUUUAGUUCCUCAAGAUUUUGCCUGCAGCAGUUAUGUAAAACAAUACAUUUAUUCCUGGACUUGACUGAAUCUGAUUUGUUGCAUCUCAAGCGUUUUUUUUUUUUUUUUUUUUUUUUUUUACACCUCAUCUUCACAGUGGUAUAAGAUAUUUAUGUUUUGCAGAAGGUUGCUCCUGAAAUGACCAGCAAAGUGAAUCUUGAUCGAUCUGCACCCUUAACCAAGCAGAAUAAGAUGCUGGACGUUUCCACUGCAUCAAACGAAAACAAAUGAUAUGGAGAAGGGACACAAGCCAAAGGAGGUGCACUACAAAGUGAUAAACCAGCUGCAUCCUGCCAGGUUGGCAGUUCUGAUGAGGUGUUUGAGCCAUGUGGUCCACUGAGAGCAUGGAGCCAGAAAAAUCACACACCCAGAGCAGCCUCUUCAAUAAGGUGGAUGUGCCCGACCAUGCUCACUACAUCAUUGCCUUUUUCGUCCUUGUCAUUGGGACACUGGGCAUCACUGGCAAUGCUCUGGUUAUGUUCGCCUUCUAUAGUAACAAGAAGCUUCGUAAUCUGCCUAACUACUUCAUCAUGAACCUGGCAGUCAGUGAUUUCCUCAUGGCCUUCACACAAUCACCCAUCUUCUUCAUCAACUGCCUCUACAAGGAAUGGGUGUUUGGGGAGAUGGGCUGUAAGAUGUAUGCGUUCUGUGGAGCCCUGUUUGGCAUCACUUCCAUGAUCAACCUCCUGGCCAUCUCUAUCGACCGCUACUUGGUUAUCACCAAGCCCUUACAGGUCAUGAACUGGAACUCCAAGCGAAGAACCACAGUGGCCAUCAUCAUGGUUUGGCUGUAUUCUCUGGCGUGGAGUUUGGCUCCUCUGAUUGGCUGGAGCUCGUAUAUCCCUGAGGGCCUCAUGACAUCUUGUACAUGGGAUUAUGUCACAUUCACAACAGCCAACAGAAGCUACACAAUGAUGUUAUGCUGUUUCGUCUUCUUCAUUCCCCUGGGAAUCAUCUUUUACUGCUAUGUCUUAAUGUUUCUGGCCAUAAGAAAGACUAGCAGGGAGGUGGAGCGACUGGGGACUCAAGUGAGGAAAUCCACUUUGAUCCAGCAGAAGUCCAUCAGGAGUGAGUGGAAGUUGGCUAAAAUCGCUUUUGUCGUCAUUGUAGUUUACGUUCUGUCCUGGUCACCGUACGCCUGUGUCACCUUGAUUUCCUGGGCUGGGUAUGCUAACAUCCUGUCCCCAUACUCUAAGGCUGUACCUGCAAUCAUAGCAAAAGCCUCCACUAUCUACAACCCUUUCAUCUACGCUAUUAUACACAACAAGUACAGGACGACUCUGUCAGAGAAGUUUCCGUGCUUGCGUUUUCUGUCUCCGACCCCUCGAAAAGAGUGCAUCUCUUCCUCCAUCAGUGAGUCCUCCUUCAGGGACUCCAUCAUCAGCAGACAGUCCACAGCUUCAAGGACUCACUUUAUUACUGCAUCAUCCAACUCCACUGAUAUGGUAUUUAGGGAUGUGGAGAUGGAGCUUGUAGGCAGGAAGUCAUUUGGUUCUGUACGGAGCAUGUCGCUGUACAGUCAGUCUUGCAGGGCGAAGUCCUACAAAAAACAGUUAGAGCAGAAGACCAUGAUGACCCAUGCAAUAGAGAAGCAUCCAUCUACCAUGAGUGACUCAUCUAGCAGCUGUGACCAUGAACUAGUCUCCAGCUCUCUCACCAUCGCCACUCUCCCCUUAGUUCUUACCAGGAAGCGAAGCAAGAGUCUGACCAACCAGUUCUCAGGUGCAAUGGAGAAGAGCAGCGUCAGAGAUAAACUAAGAAACCACAGUAGCAAUUCUUUUGAUUCUCUGAAUUUUGGGAAAAUCCCAUCGAGCGAUGUAACGUCAUCUCGAGAUGUUCCACGUAUUAUCGUCAUCAGUCCUACGUCUGAAAGUAGCCUCAUCAACCGUGACAGCAUCUGCAGGGAGGAAAGUGUGGAGGCGAUGGAGGACAAUGUUUUUGUCAGCUUAAACUUCUCAUCAGAGGUGUUUGAAGCAGUGGAGUUACUUUCUUGAUUUAAAAACAGUCACCUCCAACAACCACCUGUGUUGGCUUUGGACAGUGCAUUCAUCCACUAAACUUAUUCUGCUGCCUCAUCCCGAAAAACUAAGUUGUUCCAGUUUUUAUAUUGUCCUUACAGUGACUGAGCUGACUUAAAAACGAUGAAGCCUUUCUCACCCAUGGACAGAAAAAAACUAUCUUAUUAUGUCAUGAAAUUAAGAUGUGAGAUCUGAGUGUAAAUGUUACACGUUUGAUUAAAGAAAACUCUUCAUGGUGACUUUUGAUUUGUAUUUAUGUGAACAUGGCAUAACAAAUAUUUCCUGGUUCCUAGAUAUAAAAAAAAAAAAAAACACCUAAAUGUAUAUUUUGUUGCAUGUGUACAGUGUUGUAUUAUGUGCUUAAAAUUGUGUCUUAAAAUAUAUUGAUUCAUUUAUCUAUUGCACUGAAACACAAGUUGUCCCACAGUAAAUGCUGCCAUUAAUGGACAAUGACACUUUACUUGCAUUUGUUGGUAUACAAUUUAUAUUUUAUCACUUGAUACACGUGCAUUGGUUGUGUUUAUUGCAUUGAAUAUGAUGAAGUGAGUUUCAUGUAAGUCCAUGUGCUGAAACAUUCUGUAUCAAAGUGAACUUUAGAAAAAUACACAUUAUAAUCCUGCUUUUAUGAUUAAAACAGAAAGGAUGUCAUACCUUUGAUCCAAUGAAUUGAUAUUAAAAUAAUUUUUAUACAAA
Sphaeramia orbicularis (orbiculate cardinalfish) is the source of this 3163-nucleotide messenger RNA. It is a transcript of the gene opn4xb, whose product is annotated as opsin 4xb. The transcript has 9 exons. Lineage: Eukaryota; Metazoa; Chordata; Actinopteri; Kurtiformes; Apogonidae. The coding region runs from base 779 to 2446 and encodes 555 amino acids. Gene Ontology annotation, biological process: visual perception; G protein-coupled receptor signaling pathway. Gene Ontology annotation, molecular function: G protein-coupled receptor activity. The record is from RefSeq and is a predicted model, not a curated record. Gene Ontology annotation, cellular component: membrane.